This is a messenger RNA of Lutzomyia longipalpis, 3018 nucleotides long. It is a transcript of the gene Lcch3, whose product is annotated as gamma-aminobutyric acid receptor subunit beta-like. Bases 1343 to 2809 code for a protein of 488 amino acids. Lineage: Eukaryota; Metazoa; Arthropoda; Insecta; Diptera; Psychodidae. Gene Ontology annotation, biological process: signal transduction; nervous system process; regulation of membrane potential. The record is from RefSeq and is a predicted model, not a curated record. Gene Ontology annotation, molecular function: neurotransmitter receptor activity; extracellular ligand-gated monoatomic ion channel activity; GABA-A receptor activity. Gene Ontology annotation, cellular component: GABA-A receptor complex; membrane; neuron projection. The transcript has 6 exons.
CAAUAGUUCAACAGGACAGAGGUCAAGAAGCUCCCGAUGUUUAGGAUUAUUGGUUGAUUUUUCUUACAUAAUAAUAUGAAGCAAACUUUAUCCAUUUCUUAUUGUUCGAUUUAUUGAAUAUCGUCCUUCACAGAAUAUUGUAUAUAGUCAUCCCCACAAAUCCAACCACAAUAGUGUGGAACAUUUUGGGGGGGAAUGAGUGGAAUAAGGGGUAGGUAGGUGUAGGAGAGGGAGGGGGAAGUCUGUGUAAUUCAGCAAUAUUUGGAUGAUUCUGUGUGUGGUGCCAAUAAAUGUACCAAUCCACAGAUGGCGACUGAUGGAUCACGAUGUGGGGAUGUUGGGCAUUUCGAGGGAGAAAAAUCAGCGCGAUGCGGGCAAAUCUGUGUGCUCUGGGGUGAAGUGCGCAAGUGUUGCCAUGAGAUUGGGUCUCCCCUUUGGCACAGAGGAUGGUCCACGGGUGGGAUGUAUGAGAGAAUUGACUCCAGAGACAAAUCAGAUGUUCACUUGAGCACCACGAAUUUCACAGAAAACUUGUGCGGGUCACAAAAAAAUUUUCGGUCGUCUGUUGAGGAAUUUUUAAGGGUUCCUCCUUUGCUGGUGCUACGUGUUAGAAGAGAGAAAAAAAAGUAAAUUUUGUCUGUGUUUUGUGGGGGUGCACGGGGUAAUGUGUGAUUGUUGAUUUUUUUUUUCUAUUUUACAUCACAACCCCCUUAAGUUGGAGAAGUGAAAGUGAAAUUAAAUGUGAUUUAAUUGGGUUUAGAUUUAGAAAAUUGAAUUAGUUUCCACCCUCAUUUCACUUUGGAAGAAGAAGGAUUUAAAUCUUCCACACCGCCACGACCUUGUUCUACAUUUUACACCCAUAUAGCAAUCGUGUGUCACCUCAUUAUAAACUUAUAGUACCCCAUUGUUCCAGCAUCCUCCACAUACACAAGUCGUUUGCCUUUUUUUUUCCUCUCUCUCUCUUUAACUCCCCCCAAACUCUGCGAAAUUCCACCCACAUCAGACCUCCUCGCUUUUUGCCAGCACAUCAGUCACUUUUGGGGUGUUGAGGGGUUGGAGAAGGGAGUUUGAGAGUGAGAGAGUGGAAAAAAAAAGUGGGUGGUCGUUGGUGGUUUAUUUACUUGAGAAAUAUCCAGAUUAAACGAACUGCGAAAGAGAGGCACAAAAAAAUCCAUAUAGAUGCUCAUAAAGGCGCAUAGUUUGAGGCAGUUUAUCUGCUCACAACUCAGCUCUGUCAAUUCCAAACGACUCCCCUAAACGCGGGGGUUCUCCUUGGCACGGGGGCACACACACACUCCUUGUGGAAGCCUUGUGCGUGAAGGGUGGCAUUAACCAGAGGAAAAUGCUCCGAUACAUCCUUUUCCUGCUCUACUUCACAAAAUCCAGCUAUGCAUUCAAGGAAAUGGCUGCCAGUCGCCUGGAGAACGUAACGCAGACCAUUUCACGAUUGCUGGAAGGAUAUGACAUUCGGUUGAGGCCCAACUUUGGUGGGGAACCCCUAUUUGUUGGCAUGGAUCUCACAAUUGCCAGCUUCGAUGCUAUCUCCGAAGUUAACAUGGAUUACACCAUAACGAUGUAUUUAAAUCAAUACUGGCGCGACGAGAGGUUGGCAUUCAAUGCGUUCGCUCCGCUCGAUAGCAAGGACAACAGAGGGGUUAACGACGCCCUAACACUAUCCGGGGAUUUUGCGGAGAAAAUCUGGGUACCGGACACAUUCUUUGCAAAUGACAAAAACAGCUUCCUGCACGACGUGACGGAGAGGAAUAAAUUGGUACGACUAGCUGGUGAUGGUGCUGUGACCUAUGGCAUGAGAUUCACAACGACACUCGCCUGUAUGAUGGAUUUGCACUACUAUCCCCUCGAUUCGCAAAACUGCACCGUUGAAAUCGAAAGUUAUGGCUACACCGUGAUGGAUGUUGUGAUGUACUGGAAACCCACCCCGGUACGUGGGGUUGAAGAGGCAGAAUUGCCACAAUUCACAAUAAUUGGGUACGAGACGAAUGAUCGCAAGGAAGAGCUGGCCACAGGGAUCUACCAGAGGCUCUCGCUAUCCUUCAAGCUACAACGGAAUAUUGGAUACUUUGUCUUUCAAACCUACCUACCCAGUAUCCUCAUUGUGAUGCUCUCGUGGGUUUCAUUUUGGAUUAAUCACGAAGCCACGAGUGCAAGGGUGGCCCUGGGCAUAACCACCGUGCUCACGAUGACCACCAUUAGUACCGGAGUGAGGAGUUCACUGCCACGCAUUUCCUACGUCAAGGCAAUUGACAUUUACUUAGUCAUGUGCUUUGUGUUCGUCUUUGCCGCCCUCCUUGAGUACGCAGCAGUCAAUUACACUUACUGGGGUGCCAGAGCCAAGAAGAAGAGCAAAAAGACCAAAGAAGCCGAGCAGAAAGUCACAUCAUCAGGAAAAUCCCCAAAAGCAGAGACCACGUCGUGCUCCACGGAGGACAUUAUUGAGCUGCAGGAUGUACGGAUGAGUCCGAUUGCUUCGCUGCGCAAUCGACAUAAUUCCAAUUUGGGCUGGGCCGUGGGCUCAGACUCUGUGGAUAUUGCAAAGUUCCCACCGAGCUUCCGGAUUGCUCGCUCCUACGGCUCAAGCAGAAGUGGCCUCAGAUAUCGUGGUAACCGAGGUCCAGCUCAGAACCGUCCCAAAAUGCUCCACGCCAUCCGUCGGGGUGCUUCUGUGCUCAAAGUCACCCUGCCUAAAAUCAAAGACGUCAACAUCAUCGACAAGUACUCAAGGGUGGUUUUCCCAGUGAGCUUUCUGGCCUUCAAUGCGGGCUAUUGGAUCUUCUACGUGCUGGAAUGAUAAGAGGGGCACAAAGUGUUUUGUGGGCGUGGGGGAGGCCAAUUGUGUGGGAUUGAUUGUGAGGAAGUAAUCUCACUUUCACCACCCCCAAACACCUCCCCCCACACCGCCCAUCCCACCACGAGGGUUCAAAGCAAUUUUGGGGUGCACGCACGGAGUUUGGGGUUUAUUGAGAAGGAAUCAAAUAUAGACAAAAAGUUUUGAGCGUU